Galendromus occidentalis (western predatory mite) is the source of this 5115-nucleotide messenger RNA. RefSeq lists its product as uncharacterized. The record is from RefSeq and is a predicted model, not a curated record. NCBI's taxonomy places the organism in Eukaryota, Metazoa, Arthropoda, Arachnida, Mesostigmata, Phytoseiidae. Gene Ontology annotation, molecular function: nucleic acid binding; aspartic-type endopeptidase activity. Gene Ontology annotation, biological process: proteolysis; DNA integration.
AUGGCGCAGGCCCAGGAAGACCUCGAGGCGUCCUUGACCGUCGCGGCGUCCGAGAGACCCCUAGCCACACAGCAGGAGAAAACUCUCCUAAGUGACCAUCUUGCCAUCCGAAGGAAACUGAGGACGAGAUUUACGAGAAAGCUCCACGAGUUAGAAGAGGCUUUGAAAACUAUUGAGAACCGCGCGUCACGCAGAUCAAAGGUGGACCGCGAGUGGUUGCUAGUGGACGAGAUAUUCGAGCAACUAAAGGAAGAAAAUAAAAUCAUCACCCCACUCUUGCUCAAGUGCGCCCCCGAGCAGUUCGAGGCGGCAGCUGAACGAGCCUUCGACUAUGAGGACGCGUAUUUCCGUGUGUACUUCGACGUGAAAGCGCUCCGAGCAGAAGAGACACGGUCGGCAGAAGAACAGAAGGUGACAGAUUUAUCCACCUCGUUUGCCAAGCUCGGGAACUUCAACAAACACUUCAAGAUUCCGAAAUUUUCCGGGGACUAUAGGAAAUUUCGUGAAUGGUGGCAGAUCUUCGAUGCUCACGUGCACAAGAAGACGCUGGAUCCGGUGGAAAAGUAUUCGUAUCUGAAACAAUCGCUUGUGGGACCGGCGGCUGCGGAGAUCGCGCAUCUCGAGUUUUCCGCCGAUCAAUACCAAGUGGCAAUGGACACAAUCGAGGCGAAGUUUGGAGCUCCGAAGGAUGCCGAGAAGGAACACGUACAACAACUCCAGAGACUGUUCCAGGCCCGGGAUCUUCACAUAAACGAUAAGCUUUUCAAAUUCAUUAGUUCGUUGUCCCAAAACGUGAAGGCACUGAUAGCGCUGGGAAAGACAUACGAGUCUUUAUCCACGAUGGUGACCCCGAACGUGCUCAACGCACUGCCGGUACAAAUGAGAGAAAGUUUCAGUAGGAAGAACUUCGAGAAUCUCGCCAAAGCGGAUGCGGACAACGAAUUAAAACUCCUUUUGGAAUAUUUGGAUAGAGAAGCGGCGAUCAAAAGAGCAUGUCAAACUCUUGACCCGCAAACAGAUACCAAUGCUAGAGGGGCGAGCUAUGGCAGGGGAUUCGUAAAUAAUCCCGGAAACUACCAAGGCGCCAGGGCUCGCCAUAAUAGUUAUCGGCCAGGUAGGGACAGCGUGGCUUUUCUCGCAAAGGAUUCCGAGGUAGACCAUUCCUGCCUUUUCUGCGCAGGCACGAAACACGAGAGUAAAGCCUGCAAGAAGCCCUUGUCGGUGAAAGAGAGGAGGGAGGUUUGCGAGAGGAGCAACGCCUGUUUCAAAUGCCUGCAUAGGAAUCAUCAUGCCAAGAAUUGUAGGGUCAGAAAUGUGAAGUGCGACGUUUGUGGGAGAGCUCACUAUCCAAUAAUUUGCGAGAAGAGAGAGGCUGAUGGGGAAAAGGUGAAGGCUUUCUCAGCGACAGUCGCUUCAGGCACGGUAGACUCGACAUCGAAUGAGAUCAAAUACUUCCAAACCGGCCUAGUCUGGGUGCUCGGUCGGUACCGUAAGAAGGUUUUCAGAUUCAUUCUGGAUUCCGGCGCUGAGCGCUCAUACGUCUCGCGGAAGGUAACCCAGGCUCUGGCUCUGGACCCUAUCGGCAGGGAGAACCUCGCGACACUCACGAUAGGCGGAGAAAUUUCGGACUACAAGAAUCACGAUGUGUAUCAUCUAAGGUUACGGGGCAGAUUCAAUAGCACGAGUACGGUUGCGAUCCCAGCGGUAGAAGUUCCUGAGAUAGCAAAGGGCGAGUUCCCAAUCAUGCGGGACGGUCGUGGUCUUUUCCCGUUGGCUGAUCACGGCGGCUCGCUAGAGACGUCAACGGUCGACAUUCUUGUCGGGCAGGACGCUUUGGCGAGCUUGCUUAAAGGCGAAGAGCGGAUCUUUGACAAUAAGGUCGUGGCAACGAGUACCAUUUUCGGCUGGGUCCUCUCUGGAAGGGGAGAGCCUGAGGGCGAGCUACACCAGGAGCAAAUGGUUUUUCUGGCAUCUAGUCGGUUCCAACCGGGCACAAGGAGAGCGGGGUCGGAAUUAAAUUUGGAUACGGAUUUGCAACUGCUUUGGUCGACGGACAUUCUCGGUAUCGAACCGCAGUCAGAUACCGUAGACUCGACAGCAGAGGCAGAGCUCGAGAAGUUUUUCAAAAACAACAUCCAGCGGUUAAACGAAAACCGAUACAUGGUAAGCCUGCCUUUCAACGACAAGUUGAGAUUCCUGGGUGAUAACGAAAAUAUAGCUAGAGGCAGCCUCAGUCGGUUUCUGCGGAAGGCACGCGACAAGAAAGAUCUUCUCCGAUCAGUGGACGAGGAAAUUCAGAAAUAUGUCCAGAUGGGCUACGCUGAGCCAGCGACUCCAAAGAAACCCGGAGAACUCGUCCAUUAUUUGCCGAUUCUCCCGGUAAUAAAGAGAACAGCGACUGGUCAAAUCGCGAAAGUACGCGUUGUGAAGGAUGCAGGCGCACGUAGAAAGGAUGAAGCAGCCCUGAACGAUGUCUUACAUUGCGGCGCCAAUUUGCUGCCUGACAUUAUCAAGGUGCUCCUCAGAUUUCGAAAACAGGAAAUCGCGAUCGUCGCAGACAUCCAAAAGGCAUUUUUACAAUACAAGAUCCACCCUGAUCAUCGAACUUUCCUCCGCUUCUUUUGGCCAAUCGGCGUAUCGGAGAACCCGCACGCGCCUAUUAAGGAGUUAUGGAGUACGGUGCUGGAUUUCGGUAUCGUGUCCAGCCCUUUCAUACAUUGCGCAGGUCUGAAAUACCACAUUCGGCAGCUGAAGCGAGACCACCCAGAGAAAGCUGACUUGCUAGAGGACAUCGAGAAUCAUUUCUACGUUGACGAUCUCAGGUGGGCUACCAACAGCGCUGAGUUGGGCAGACGCAUGGAGGCGACGGCAGAAAUAGAGGGCUUGCAAGUGAACUACGGGCAAACGGAUUUCAGGUUCCUCGGCUUGGGCUGGGACCUGGGGUCCGACCAGCUCCACAUACCGGUACAAGCGGCUGUGUCCACUCUGCGAGCGAAUCAACCCACGAAGCGCACGCUGUUGAAAGGUACCGCGCAGGUUUUCGAUCCCUUGGGACUGAUCGCUCCGAUCACGAUAAAGGCGAAGACGUUGAUACAGAGGUUAUGGAUUGCGAAGCGAUCUUGGGACGAGCCCCUCGGCGGCGAAGAGUUAGAAGCGUUUUCGGACUUCGUUAGCGUUCUCGAGCAGGUGAACAGAGUGCGAGUCGACAGAAACACGCUCUCUUCUCCGUCGGCUCCACGGCGAACCGAGUUACAUGCGUUCUGUGACGCUUCUCUAGCAGCUUACGGAGUAGUGGUAUACAUUCGGGAGUCUCGGAUCAGAGGGCCCGAAGUCGCAUGGUUAGCAGCCAAGGCGAGGGUGGCACCACUAAGAGCAGAAUUCACCAUUCAUAGGUUAGAAUUGAUCAGCGCAGUGUUGGCGGCGAGACUCGUGCAGAGGGUCCGGGAGUACUUCAAUUAUCAUUUCGACUCAAUCUUUUUUUGGUCGGACAACUCGCCCACACUGCAUUGGAUAAGAGACGCUCCAAGUAGAUGGAAACCCUUCGUGGCGAAUCGCAUAAGGGAAAUUCAGUCGCUCUCAGAUCCCUCGGCCUGGAAUUAUGUAGCCUCCGCGGAUAAUCCGGCAGAUCUGCUGAGCAGAGGCGUCUCGGUCACCGAGGGAGAGGCGAUGGACAUGUGGCUGAGAGGUCCUCCUUGGCUCUCCAGGAACGGGCGCCCGGAAAAACCCCAUCAAUUGAACGAGUUGUUCGACAAUGAACUCAAGGUCGAGAGCGAAAAAUCGAGAUCGGCAUGCCUCUCUGCUCGGGCAGCAGCGUCGGAGGUUGACGUCUUCCAGAAUUGUGAUCGAGUGUCAUCGUGGUCUGUGGUUGUCAACAGUACGGCGCGGAUAUUGAGAUGGCUCGCGAUCGUGAGAGGCGCUCGUGAGCGAGCAGCGUCAGGCGCACCCGUAUCCACAGCCGAAGCCAUGAAGGCAGAGGAGGCUAUUAUCAAGUCGAUACAAAAACGCCACUUCGAUUUAGAGAUCAAUUCAAAUUGUAAAGAGGUUCCGAAGGAGAGGAAUGAUAAUGCAGUGCGCUUGCUGAUCCGUUUCUUUCACGAAAAGCGACUAUAUCAUGUCGGCGGCGUAGCUUUCACCCUCAAUGCUCUAAGACGGAAGUUUUACAUCCUAUCGGCAAGACGCACAACCAGGAGUGUCCUCAGGGACUGUGUCGAUCAUGCGGGACCCAUUCCCUUCAGGAAUGCGAUGAAUGAAGUCUGCAAAGGCUACAUUUUGCUAUUCGUUUGUUCAGCGACUAGAGCCGUCCACCUAGAGCUGGUACCGGAUAUGUCCACGGAGCAGUUUCUGUUGUCGCUAAGAAAGUUUCUGAACCGAUUCCGCUCCACUACCAAAAUCAUAUCCGAUAACGGUAGGUCUUUUGUGCGCGCCGCGAAAGAGCUAAAAAUAUUAUUCGACCAUGCGAGAGCGCCUCGGGUACAACAACAUCUGGUCAAUCAAUCCAUAACGUGGGAGUUUAUCACGGCGAGAGCUCCGUGGCAAGGCGGAUGGUACGAGAGGAUGGUCCAGACCAUAAAGCGCCCUUUGAGGAGAAUUCUGGGCAAGAAUACACUCUCUUUCAGAGAGCUGGAGGUUGUCCUUUCAGACGUGGAAGCACUGGUGAACGAAAGACCAUUAACGGCGAUACAGACCGAUCCGAACGAGAUUAGAGCCCUUAGCCCAGCCGAACUGGUGUCAGCGAAUAAUCUCCGAGUGCCGCUUCCAGAGGUGGAAUGCGAGCCGAAGGACCCGUCGGCUUACAAGUCAUUGGUGCUUUCCAAAAGAUGGAUGUACUACCAGUCGAUCAUGAAAAGUUUCCGCAAAAGAUUCAAAGAGGAGUAUUUACAAUAUCUUCGCUCAGCACAUCUUCGCACACCAGUGACCAGGAGAUCUUUGCAGCCGGGCGACAUUUGCUUACUGAAAGACUCAGACACGUCGCGGAAUCACUGGCCGCUCUGUAGAGUUCUGAGCCUUUCGGGGGGGGAGAGGUCAGACCGCCUCAAACGAUCCUGUCUCAUCAAACUCGCAACCGGUCAAACUUAUAGCCGACCGAUUCAACUCCUCUAUCCGUUGGAGGUCUAA